GCUGCGGCAGUGGCAGCGUUUUUUACUCGCCGUCGCGUUUUUUGGGCUUUCGGGAUUGUUUUUUUGUUUUGAAUUGUUGACACAUCUCCGGCGUGUUUCGAGGCUUUUUGGAUUCCAGAAUAGCGUACGGGUACCAGGAUAAGGCAGAGGAUAAGUGCCGCGUGCUAGUGACGAAAAUAAACCAAAACAAACGCAGCGUGUGACUUUGCGCUUUGUGUUUGCUAGGUGAUGCUGCAACAAAAACAGUAAUAACAAAAACAACAACAACAACAACAGGAAUUCCCGCAAAAAUCUCGCCAAACUUUAAAUUGCUUGCAAGAGAACAACAAUUCAUUUUUUUUUCAUAAUUACUUCAUAACAGAGUGUCGCUCUCUCGCUCGCUCCGGAAAAGCUCAGCUUUGGCUCUCUCUCUCGCUCAGCAAACCGCGAGCUACACAAGUCCGCAAUUUUAAUCAAGAGUUCAGGAUGCAGCCAAAAAUGGUCGGAGGCGGGGCAAAAACAACGGCGCUCUAAUUGUGGCCCGGACCACGUCCAGGACUCGGACACGGACCAGGACCAUGGCGUCAUUUGUAUGCAGCCAGGCGAACUCUGCGACAACUACAGCAACGGAAAUGCCGAGCAGCGGCUAAGCGGAAACUGUAAGCCGCAGCGAUUCAAAAAAAGCAGCCAGAAAGUAACCAGAACGCGGCCAUCCGUGGGUCAGUAAAGCAACCGAGGGACACAGACCCCUAAACGAGAUUUCGAACCCAAAAAGUCAGUCAGGAUGAUGAGCGCCGGAGGAACGUACAUCUCCACCGCCAGCGUGGAGGUUCCACAAGCUCUGCAGGAUGGCGAGAAGUUCAUUCGAUGGGACGAUGACUCGGGCACUGGAACACCGGUCACGAUGCGCGUCGAUGCCAAGGGAUUCUUUCUCUAUUGGGUUGAUCAGAACAACGAGCUGGACAUUCUUGAUAUAGCCACCAUACGCGACGUUCGCACAGGACAGUAUGCCAAGCGGCCAAAGGACAACAAGCUGCGCCAGAUUGUGACGCUGGGCCCGCAGGACACGCUGGAGGAGAAGACGGUGACGGUGUGCCACGGCUCCGAUUUUGUCAACAUGACGUUCGUGAACUUCUGCUGCACCCGGCGGGACAUAGCCCAGCUCUGGUCGGACGGACUCAUCAAGUUGGCCUACAGUUUGGCCCAGCUCAAUGGGUCGGCGAUUAUGUUCCUGCAGAAGGCCCACACCAAACUGUGUCUGCAGGUGGACAAGAGCGGUCGCAUACCAGUGAAAAACAUCAUAAAACUUUUCGCCCAGAACAAGGAGGAUCGCAAACGUGUCGAGAAGGCGCUGGACGUGACCGGUUUGCCGUCGGGCAAGGUCGACAGCAUAUCGGUGACCAAAUUUCAAUUCGAGGACUUUUACAAUUUGUACAAAUAUCUCACGCAGCGCUCGGAGGUUGAGCGGCUCUUUGACAGCAUAGUUGGCAACUCCAAGCGCAAGUGCAUGUCCAUCGCCCAGCUAGUGGAGUUCCUCAACAAGACGCAGCGCGAUCCCCGCCUAAACGAGAUCCUCUACCCGUACGCCAAUCCCGCCCGCGCCAAGGAGCUCAUCCAGCAGUACGAGCCCAACAAAUUCAACGCACAAAAGGGCCAGCUCAGUCUGGAUGGCUUUUUGAGGUACUUAAUGGGCGACGACAACCCCAUCAUGGCGCCCAACAAGCUCGAUCUCUGCGACGACAUGGACCAGCCGAUGUCGCACUACUUCAUCAACUCCUCGCACAACACCUACUUGACGGGUCACCAGCUGACGGGCAAGUCCUCCGUCGAGAUCUACAGGCAGUGUCUCCUGGCGGGAUGCAGAUGCGUUGAGCUUGACUUUUGGAAUGGACGCACCGAGGAGCCGGUCAUUGUCCACGGCUAUACGUUCGUGCCCGAGAUAUUUGCCAAGGACGUGCUGGAGGCCAUCGCAGAGAGUGCAUUUAAAACAUCCGAAUACCCUGUGAUAUUGAGCUUUGAGAAUCACUGCAAUCCCAGGCAACAGGCCAAAAUUGCCAACUAUUGCCGCGAAAUAUUCGGCGAUAUGCUGCUCGACAAGCCGCUGGACUCGCAUCCGCUGGAACCCAACAUGGACUUGCCCCCGCCGGCGAUGCUGCGGCGCAAGAUCAUCAUCAAGAACAAGAAGAAGCACCAUCACCACCACCACCAUCACCACCACAAAAAGCCGGCCCAGGUGGGCACGCCGGCAGCCAGCAACAAACUGACGACGGCCAAUUCAGUUGAUGCUAAGGCAGCGGCGCAACAAGUGGCAUCGGCGGCCGCCCACGAGGAGGGGGGCGUGGCCAGGAGCACCGCCAACGGGGAUGUUGGCACGGGAGCGGGAACAGGAACCGGAAGCGCGGCUGGGACGGGAGGACAUGCACCGCCACUGCAACAAAUCCGCCAGAGCUCCAAGGAUAGCACCGGAUCCUCCGAUUCGGACAGCUCCUCGGACGACGAAUCCCUGCCCAACACCACACCCAGUGUGCCCAGCGGCAACGAACCACCGCCAGAGAAGGCCCAAAAGGAAACGGAGGCCGGGGCGGAGAUCUCGGCUCUGGUCAACUAUGUUCAGCCCAUCCACUUCAGCUCCUUUGAAAAUGCGGAAAAAAAGAAUCGCUGCUACGAGAUGUCCUCGUUCGAUGAAAAACAGGCGACGACACUGUUAAAAGAGCGACCUAUUGAGUUUGUGAACUACAACAAACACCAACUGUCCCGUGUCUAUCCGGCGGGCACUCGCUUCGAUAGCUCCAACUUCAUGCCGCAGUUGUUCUGGAACGCGGGAUGCCAGCUCGUGGCUCUCAACUUCCAAACUCUCGACCUGGCCAUGCAGCUCAACUUGGGCAUCUUCGAGUACAACGCUCGGUCUGGCUAUCUGCUUAAGCCUGAGUUCAUGCGGCGCUCGGAUCGCAGGUUGGAUCCCUUUGCGGAGAGCACCGUGGACGGCAUCAUAGCGGGCACAGUUUCGAUCACGGUUCUAUCCGGUCAGUUCCUCACGGACAAGAGGGCCAACACUUUUGUGGAGGUGGACAUGUACGGACUGCCAGCGGACACGGUGCGGAAGAAGUUCCGCACAAAGACGGUCCGGGACAAUGGAAUGAAUCCGGUCUACGAUGAGGAGCCGUUUGUGUUUAAGAAAGUGGUGCUCCCCGAACUGGCGAGCAUUCGCAUUGCAGCCUAUGAAGAGGGUGGCAAACUCAUCGGUCAUCGCGUUUUGCCCGUAAUCGGUCUUUGUCCCGGCUACCGACAUGUAAAUCUGCGAUCCGAGGUGGGUCAGCCCAUCGCCCUGGCCUCCCUUUUCCUGUGCGUGGUGGUCAAGGACUACGUGCCCGAUGAUCUCUCCAAUUUUGCCGAGGCCCUAGCCAAUCCGAUCAAAUACCAGAGUGAGCUGGAAAAGCGCGAUAUUCAGCUGUCCGUUCUAACGGACGAAGCUGAAGCGGUGGGCGGACCGGAUGAGGAUCUCUCCAAGUCGUUCGUUUUCGUCCAAGUAGGUGGCCAGAAAAAGGAGCUACGCCCAGUUGAAUCGCUAGCCACUUCGCCCAAGCACAGGCCGAGUAUCUCGGCAACGGCAGCGAUGAGUGUGGAGGUCACCAUGGACCGCACAGAUGGCGGAAGGGGAGAGGACAGCGGGUCCUUCGUGGUCCCCUCCAUACAGCAUCAGCACUCCCUGGACCAGUCCGUAAGCACGUCCAUUCGCCAGGUGGAGUCCUCGCAGUUUGAUGUGGAUCUGGUGUUGGCCGAACCCCUGGACAAGAUCCUGGACCACAAGUCCGUCAAGGAGAAGCGUCUCGAGAUGGAAAAGAAGCUCGAGUCGCUGCGCAAGAAGCACGACAAGGAGAAGGUCAAGAUCGCCGGCCAGAAAUCCAGUCCGCUGGAGGGCAAGAAGCCCAAGUUUGCCAUCACCAAUAAGCUGGUGAAGCGGCUGAGCAACAAGAGUCUUAAUUGUCUCUCUCCGCACAGUGAGCCCGGUGCGGAGAUUCCCGCCUGCCCUCUGGAUCUGGGCGAUAGCAGCGAGGAGAGUGCAGCAGCCGAUGCUGGCGAGGAUUUGGCCGGCGGGAGCAGCAGCCUGGAUGGCGGCACCCAAGAGUCGCGUUUGCGCAGUGCCUGUCGCGAGUACACGUCCCAGUAUCGCGAGCUGCAGGAGAAGUACCACGAGGCCAUUUACUCCGCAGCCGAGAAGGUGCUAAAGACCUCCCAAGCUAGUCAGACGAAGCAGCUGAAGGCAUCGCUGGACAAGGUCACCGGCGAGGUGAUGCACCAGCUGCAGGAGGCGCGCCGCAACGAGGUAAAGAAUCUGGCCACCGUGCACCGGGAUCGGGAUGAGCUGAUCAGAAUGAAACGCGAGGUGGCCAGCUCCGUAGUGGAACGUGGGGUUGCUGAGCGGGUGCGGCUGAAGCAGACCUUUGACCGGCGUACGGAUGAGCUGCAGAAGCAGCACGACUCAGUGCGCAAUGCCCUGGCAGAACAUCGCUCCAAGGCUCGUCAAAUUCUCGACAAGGAGGCGGAGUCGCGUAGCUGCGUCUCCAGCAAUGGCUUCCUGGUGCUCUUCCACGGACCCCAUCACCACGGAUGCUCGGGCUCCGGUUCGUCGGGCAUUUCUGGCAAUAAUCUCACCCUGAAUCUGGACGCAGGUGCUGCCGGUGGCCAUUCGGCCAUUUCGCCGGCCAAGUCGCACAACAGCAUCGCCGCCGCAGCGGAGAUGAAGACGUAAAUGGGCCUCGCCCCUACGAUUUUUUCUCCCCGCCCCCCAAUUGUCCCUAGGAUUAAUUGUGGUUCUACAGUUGUUAGUCUUCAGUAUUUACAGCAGAAACAUAGAAAUGAAAAAGUCUUCGUAGAGUUUAAGCAGCGGAGGAGUAGACCCUACCCUCCCACACCUAUUUGACGGGAACUGACCUCGACUAGUUCUAGAUUUAAGCUCCACUGCUAAGGGGAACCCAAGCGAAACGCGUUUUCUAACUGAACAAACUAGAUGUUAAUCUAUCGCAUGUAUGAUGUACUUGUAGUGUAACUGUUGACGUAUCCGUACUUUACAGUACUUUAUCUGUAUACUGUGACUAUUGGUGUAUAUCUAUGGUGUGGAUAGACAUGGAUAUGGAUCCAGCAGUCCAUAGAACCCUCGUCGAACCGUACGGUUUCUUCCUAUUCGAACUUCGCUGAAACUCUGAGUGUCUAAUUAAGCAAGCAAGCGUAACAGAAGCAGAAACUAAGUAUAAUUUAUUUGUCUAUACGAAGGAGGUCGAGUGCUCCAUUUAUCUAAUGCUAAUUGUGGUUGUGUGUAUUUUACAUCAGUUUUAAUCGAUCUAAUUUAUACGAUUAGUUUAAGGCUCUCGCACAAAAAACUGUGGAAUGAAUCUCGUGCGCACACAAGGCGGAUGCUCUAUAAGCGGAUGCCGGAGCACAAGUCCAGGCCAACAAUUAGUCAAUUAUUUUUCGGUUGGUUGCUAUUUAUUUUUGAUUUAGUCACUACUCUUAUGUUUAUUAGUUGUUGCAAAGCUCCAAUAAAAUUCUAUAUCGAAUUGUUUUCCCACUA
Molecule: messenger RNA, 5548 nt
Organism: Drosophila subpulchrella
Lineage: Eukaryota; Metazoa; Arthropoda; Insecta; Diptera; Drosophilidae
Gene: Plc21C
Product: 1-phosphatidylinositol 4,5-bisphosphate phosphodiesterase classes I and II
Exons: 17
Coding region: 764-4729 (1321 amino acids)
Biological process (GO): lipid metabolic process; phosphatidylinositol-mediated signaling
Molecular function (GO): calcium ion binding; phosphatidylinositol-4,5-bisphosphate phospholipase C activity
Source: RefSeq, a predicted model, not a curated record